Durio zibethinus is the source of this 2253-nucleotide messenger RNA. RefSeq names its product chlorophyllase-1, chloroplastic-like. The record is from RefSeq and is a predicted model, not a curated record. Gene Ontology annotation, molecular function: chlorophyllase activity. NCBI's taxonomy places the organism in Eukaryota, Viridiplantae, Streptophyta, Magnoliopsida, Malvales, Malvaceae. Gene Ontology annotation, biological process: chlorophyll catabolic process.
AAUUAAUCUUGAAGUCUUGCAUCCGUUCAUGUUCUGAUAUACUUUCCUAGUUUAAGCAUUCAUUUUUUCAAGGAUGCAUGCACCUGUAAUAAUGGCCACUGUCAUAUCGACAAAUGGGGACUAUAUAUGUUUUUUACCGUGUACUACCGACACAAAAGUUUUACUCCUACCAGCUAAUCGUAAGGGGAAUUUACACUAUAAAGAUGGAGUCAUAGAGCUAAGUCACGACUAAUUCUAUCAAUUUCCGUAUCCCACACUGUGAUAACAGGAUGGCACAGCUAUUGGAAACUAAGCAGCCUGUUUUAUCAACAGUACUGCCAGUUUUUAUACCGGGAAAAUAUAAACCGUGUAGCAUAAAGUUGGAUUUAUCAAGCCCUUCCUCACCUCCCAACCCACUGUUGAUUUUCACACCAUCCGAACAGGGCACCUACCCCGUCAUCUUGUUCUUCCAUGGCUUCUGCCUCUGUAACUACUUCUACUCUGACCUCCUCCAGCACAUAUCUUCCCAUGGAUUCAUAAUUGUUGCUCCUCAGUUAUGGAAUAUUAUCCCUCCUUGUGGAACGGAAGAGGUUGAAUCUGCAGCCAAAGUAGCAGAUUGGUUACCAUCAGGUCUGCCGUCCGUACUCCCUGGUAAUAUUGAGGCAAACCUGGUGAAGCUUGCUCUUGUAGGCCACAGCAGGGGUGGGAAAACAGCAUUUGCACUAGCACUUGGGUAUACCAAAACUACCCAAAAUUUUUCUGCACUAAUUGGUAUUGACCCAGUUGCUGGCACUACAUGUGGCCAAACUAAACCCAAAAUCCUGACCUAUGUCACUGGAUCUUUCAAUUUAUCAAUCCCGGUCACUGUCAUCGGUACCGGCUUAGGUCCUGAGUCCAAGGGCUGCUUGCCGUGUCCUUGUGCUCCUAAUGGGUUAAACCACGAGGAGUUUUUCAACGAGUGCAAGCCUCCACGCGCUCAUUUUGUUGCCAAAAACUACGGUCACAUGGAUGUCUUAGAUGAUAAUCCAUCGGGACUUGUUGGGAAACUUUCUGAUUAUACGUGCGUGAGUGGAAAAGGUCCUGGGGAUCUCAUGAGGAGAUGCGUUGGUGGUAUUGUUGUUGCAUUUCUGAAUUACUUUUUCCAGGGGGAGAAAGGGGAUUUCAUGACCAUUGUGAAUGAACCUUAUGUUGCUCCUGUGAAGCUUGAUCAAGUUGAGUUCAAUAUUUAACCGUACAACGGUUAUGCCAGAUCUUGAACGAUGUUUAAGCAGAUAUAGAUUAUAGACCGUCUCAUUUUUUUUUUUUUUUGAAUGGUUUGUAGACCUAGAUUGUUUGUUUGCAACAUGGCAAUUAUUUGUAGUUGCCUAGAAAUAGGGGGAGUGCAAGUGACGUAUUGUAUGCCAUCUAAAGUCACAACAUAAUUUGGGUUUAGAAUGCUGUCAAUGAAUAAAUACUUGGUCUACAAUCAUAUUUGUCAUAUCAGAUAGCUCAAUGCUUUCUUAUUAGUGAGAAGGUAUUGGAAACGUCAUAAGCGAUAAGAAUUAAGUAAUAUUAUAAGAAGAUUGUAAAAUGCCCAAGUUGUCUCCAAUCAACUAUAGAAUUUUUUUUUUAGCAAAAAAAAAAAAAAAAGCAAAAAACAAAAAACUUUUCGCCUUUAACUUUAAGCAUUCCAUAGCAAUGGAUUAAACAAACCCUUUCGCUCCGGCAAGUGAGCCCAAACAAAAAGAUCAACUUCCAAAUUUCGAUGUCUGAUAAAUUAUCUUACAAGUAUCUUUUCUUGGGCCAUUCGGCAGAACCCAUGAGAUCCUAUUGGACUUUCAUUUUCUCUUACAAGUUACAAUGCUGCCAUUGUGGGUUGACUUGUAAGCCUAAUCUUCACAUGGAGAUUCUCACUAUAAAAUCUUGCACGGUGGUCUUUUGCAAUGUAAUCUUCCAUGCAAGAAGAAAAUUGUCGACAGAGAAGGCGUUAAUUGAAGCAUGUUGGGGAGAGUAUUUAAUUCAUAUCAGUUAUAUUAGAGGUAUUUUGAACACAAAAUGUAAUCGUACAGCAAUUAUGAUAGACAAUUACCUCUGUUUAUUAUUUAGAUAUAAUACUGUAUCGCCCAUUCUGACUAAAAAUUUAAAAGGAAUUUAAAAAACGAUAAUUUUUGUAAUGUUUAACUAUCAACUUAUUAUUAAGCAAGUGAUUUUAAGAAAAUUUAUUUAUGCUCCAUAAAUGGAUUGAAUUUCUUUACUUAUUUAUCUUGCAUAUCAAUGUUGUGCAAAUAUGAAGAA